CAAAUCUCUCUCCCUAUUGUUAUGGUCUUUGUCCUGCACGCUCUCUUCCUCAUCCCACACGCCACACCCUCUUUCUCUCUAUCUUUCUCAUCCCAAAUGCCAUACGCUCAUAUCUCUCUUUCCCUCAAUCUAGUGUUCUGUCUUUUUUUCCCCCUAUUUCUCUCCUCAUUUGUAGGCCCAUAAAUUCUAUCAAACCAGAGGAGGAGGAGAAAAUCCCAUAAAAAAUCGAAGAAAAGACACACUGGUUCAAUAUGUGGUUUUGAUUAGAGACCUCAUUGAUUCAUGGCUUCUUGGUAGUGUAGUAACUCUGGGUUGCCACGCCUCUGUUUUAGCCAUAUAGUGUUCAGAGACGACCCAUUAACCAGUCCAUAUUGUGGCCCUGAUAUUUGAUCAUAUGCAUAAGGCCUCUCUCUAUAACAUUUCCCAUCUUUGACAUACGCACUCUCUCUAUAAUCCUUCUCUUAAUGUCUCUCUCUAUAACAGGCUAGCAUUUUUGCAUUUGGCAAAUGGCUUUUUCUAGAAGUGUUAAACGUCCCAUAGAGUGUCUUUUGAAGCAACAUUCCUAUUCUUCAUGGGCCUAUGGAUACCAUGGACAUCAACUACCAGAAGUUAGAGAUAAAAGUUAUAGAAGUCUCUUCUGUCAUGGUGACUUUCAAGGCUCUUAUGGAGUCCCCAUACUGGUGCGAAGAUUCAGUGUUGAAGUUUCAGCUUCAGAGCAAAUGAAUCUUAUCAAACAAUUGAGGGAAAGGACUAGCGCACCUAUAAAAGCCGUAAAAUCUGCUCUUGUUGACUGCAAGUGGGACAUUGAGGCUGCACAAAAGGAUUUGAGGAAAAGAGGGAUUGUUCUUGCAUCUAAGAACGCUUUAAGGACUGCUACUGAAGGUUUACUUGCUCUAGUCCAGGAUGAAAAGAAGGCGGUUGUUAUUGAGCUUAACUGUGAAACUGACUUUGUUGCUAGGAAUGAAAUAUUUCGAUACUUGGCACUGUCUUUGGCAAAAAAGGCCUUGUCAGUUGAAGGUGCUACUUCAUCAGUUUUUCUUCCAAUUGGACCAGAGAUCUUAGAGGACAUGAAAAUAUCUCUGGAUCAUCCAAAAUUUAAUGGGGUGACAACAGUAAAGAGUGCAAUUACUGAGGUUUCUGCAAUGGUGGGGGAAAAUGUGAAGCUUAGAAGAGGUUGGGCUUUGUCAAGGUCUUCACAUGGUGUUGUCUCUUCAUACCUCCAUACCAGUCCCCAACCAGGCUUAGGUCGUAUUGCUGGAGUUUUAACACUCGAAGCCGAAGAUCCCAAUGUUGCAUUGGAUGCUCUUCAACGAGUUGGUUCCCCACUGGCUAUGCAUAUUGUUGCAUCAAAGCCUCUUUUCUUAUCGAAGGACCUUGUUCCAUCAGAAGCAUUAGAAAAUGAAAGAGACAUCUUGAAAACUCAGGCAGCAAAUUCAGGAAAACCUCAGGCCGCUAUAGAGAAAAUGGUGGAAGGACGUUUGAAGAAGUAUUUUGAGGAUGUUGUAUUUUUGGAGCAAAAGUUUGUUAUGAAUGACAAUAUCAACAUCAAGUCAGUGCUAAAUGAUCUAUCAAAGGAAGUGGGUUCAUCUGUGAAGAUUGGGAACUUCUUCAGGAUGGAAGUUGGAGGAGCUCAAAGAUCAGAACCCUCUACCUCCCCUGAAACUGCAGCUCAAGCAGCAUGAGCCUUACUUGCCAUAACCCUGGUCAAAGGCAUGAUUUUUCCGUUGAUUCACUCAUAAAAUUCGAGCAUGCGAGCUUCUUUUGCAACCUAUAAGAGAGAAUAAAUAGGAUGCAUGUAUUUUCGCUCAUUUUUAUGGGUGUAAAUUAAUUGCAUUGCCUUGAGGAAUAAUGUACAAUUGAGAGUCAGGUAUUUGUGUCGAGUUCUGCUGGUUUUGUUCUAGCAAUUUUUGUCGCUCUUUUAAGUGGUUUAGAGGAUUUCUUAUAUGUGCUUCUUUGACACCAUUGGUGACUGGUUCGAAGGUAUGUCUUAGAGAGAACUUCGAA
Messenger RNA from Amborella trichopoda, 2004 nucleotides. Its product is annotated as translation elongation factor Ts (EF-Ts). Gene Ontology annotation, biological process: mitochondrial translational elongation. The record is from RefSeq and is a predicted model, not a curated record. Gene Ontology annotation, molecular function: protein binding; translation elongation factor activity. NCBI's taxonomy places the organism in Eukaryota, Viridiplantae, Streptophyta, Magnoliopsida, Amborellales, Amborellaceae.